GAACCCCAUACCCGAAACCUUAAAACUAAGACUAGUAUCAAGCAUCAUACCGCAAUUCCCUCAUAUCAGUCCUCGAUAUUGAAUAUUCUCUAUACAAGGAAGAGGGGUUUAUCAACUGAAACCCACUCGACGGAUUAGAAUUGGCCAAAUCAGCCAAGCCCGAGGAUUCUCCGGUCCCCUCGACGAGACGACGAUCACCGGCAGCGUGGUCUACGUAUGGUGAAUCGUCUAUCUGGUGGGAACCAUAUUCCGCGCUAUACUGCAUCCUGGGGAUGUUUCCUCAUUGUCAUUUGCUGUGGUGACGAUACCACGCCUCCAGAGGGGCUGACGAGUCUAGAUUGGGUUGGCUAUGAAGGAUUGUGCUAAGACCCUAGGCUGUUUUCCCGGAAUAUUAUGCCCCCUAUAAGUACCAUCGAGGGGAGGGUGAAAAAAAAAAAAAAAAAAGGUUUCCAGAGUUCUCUGGUCAGUCCUCGCAAUGUUUCACGGUAGAAUACGGUCUGUGGCCUUCACGGCCGCCGUGACGGGCCUUUUCACAGCAACUGUCGCUCAGGCUGGGAAUUGCUCGCCAUCUGUAAUUCCCUAUCCAUCUAUACCUGAAGGACAGGUACUGGAUCUCUCUGCCAUUCCGGUAUCGAAUUAUGCAUACGAUGAGUCUACACUAGACUUCUGCAAUGUGACGGUCACAUACACCCACCCAGGGAAGAAUGAUACCAUCCAUGUCACAGUCUGGCUCCCCUUCUCCAACUGGAACAACCGACUCCAAGGCUCCGGCGGAGGCGGAUUCGCCAUGAGAUCGGAGGAUGCCGUCCUCGCCGCAGCUGUGGCCCAGAACUAUACGGUCCUAGCCACGGACGGCGGCCACGAGGUGAACUCGCAGAGUUCAGCAUCAUGGUCCCUGGACGCUUCCGGAAAUGUGAACAUGGAUUUACUGGAGGAUUUCGCCUACGUCGCUCUCGGCGACGCCGCGACGAUCGGUAAACAGAUCGCCACCAGUUUCUACGGUCUUGCUCCACGGCACUCGUACUGGAAUGGGUGCUCGACAGGCGGCAGACAGGGUCUGAUGCUCGCACAACGAUAUCCAACCGCGUACGACGGUAUCAUGGCCGCCGCACCGGCAAUCAAUUGGGCGAGUUUCCUGGUCGCAGAGUUCUGGCCCCAGUUUGUCAUGAAUCAACUUGGUGCGUUUCCUCCAACUUGUGUCUCGGAUGCCAUUACUGCUGCGGCGAUCAAGGCGUGCGAUAAUAUCGACGGGGUUGUGGACGGAGUGAUUUCUGCACCUGACUUGUGUGACUUUGAUCCUUUUACUACGGUUGGCACGAGGGUAAACUGUAGCGGAGUCAGUGUGAGCAUCUCCGAGAAGGAUGCUGAAGUGGCCAACAGUACAUGGGAGGGACUCAGGUCUUCUGAGGGCAAGUUCCUAUGGUACGGACUUGAGAAGGGCACGCCCCUGUCAAUGGGCGCGUCGAGUCUCGCCGGGACCGUAUGCUCGACACCCUUCAACUGCACCGGGUCUCCGUUUGCUAUCUCUUCAGACUGGAUCCGUCGGUUUAUCCUGCAAAAUCCAUCCUUCGACCUCACCACGCUAGACCACGAAGCCCUCGAUAAAAUAUUCACUCUUUCCAAGGAAAGAUACAACGACGUAAUCAGCGCCGAUAAUCCAAACCUCUCCGCCUUCAAACAGGCAGGCGGGAAGAUGAUCACCUGGCAUGGACUAUCGGACACAUUGAUCUUCCCCAAGGGUACAGAACAGUACUACAAACGCGUGGAAGAGAAGGACCCAUCCGUGCGCGACUUUUACCGCUUCUUCAAAGCCCCAGGCGUACAUCAUUGUUCUGGUGGUGUGGGACCGGUCCCUGUUGAUCCGUUGAGCCAAGUGGUAGAUUGGGUGGAGAAUGGUGUUGUGCCUGAGACUGUGGAUGCUUUGGCUGCUGAUGGACGGACGAGGAACUUGUGUCUUUAUCCACUUUUUUCGGUGUACAAGGGUGGUGAUGUGAAGGAUGCGGCGAGUUAUCGGUGUGAAGAAGGUUAUUAG
Messenger RNA from Aspergillus caelatus, 2032 nucleotides. RefSeq names its product Tannase/feruloyl esterase. The coding region runs from base 476 to 2032 and encodes 518 amino acids. The record is from RefSeq and is a predicted model, not a curated record. NCBI's taxonomy places the organism in Eukaryota, Fungi, Ascomycota, Eurotiomycetes, Eurotiales, Aspergillaceae. The transcript has a single exon.